UUGAAGUUAGGCAAAUCUGCAACGGUGUACAGCUAUAAUUUCCUACAGAAGACUAGCUGCGAGGUGCCUUUUGAGGGUAGCACUCAAGGUGAAAUAGAAGCUUCCAUUACAAUAGCUGCAGCACCUUGGGGGUAUUUGCUUCAGUCUAUCUCUUCUUCACCAUGCACAAUUUCGGUGCAUCCAGGCCAGAAGCCAGCCUCUUCCUUGAUGGAAAAUUCAUUUGAGAAAGAACAUGAGCAAGAAGAUGAUCCACGGGUUUAUUAUCUGCGACAAAUCUUCUUCCAAAAAUUUAACGAUUGCAUGGGAGAUAAAAGAACAAACUCGUAACAAUGAUGAAGAUAACUGAAGGUCCUAAACAUAAAGCUCUAAGACUAAGAGAAAUAAAUCCUAACAAGCCUCCAAACAAUGUUUUAAUUUUCCGAUAGUCAUCCCAAGAAAGGCACAAAGAUAUUGUGACAAGCAAAAUCUUUGUAAGGUUGUUGGAUACAUUUUUUAAAAAGCCAAGAGAAUGCUAAGAAAGUGGACAAUACGUGGAUUAUACAUUUGCAGCUUCUCUGUUUAUCUUACAUCCUUCUCAUUUCCUUUCUGCAAGUUUUCAAGGGGGGUGAAUCUUUAGCUGGUUACCUUAUAUUUCCACUGACAACUUCACAUCCUCCUGAGAAACGCCAUGGUGGGUGACGGCUCUGACUGCAAUGGAGAGAAUGAUUUUUCAAAGCGCUUCUAUGCAGUCAUGUACGCAAUCAUCUUGGUUCCUGGACUGAUUGGGAACAUUUUAGCUCUCUGGGUAUUUUACGGGUAUAUGAAAGAAACAAAACGGGCUGUGAUUUUUAUGAUCAACCUUGCGAUCGCAGACUUGGCACAAGUUUUGUCUUUGCCGCUGAGAAUUUUCUACUACCUGUCAGAAAGUUGGCAUUUUGGGAAGGGGCUGUGCAUGUUUUGCUUCUAUCUGAAAUAUGUCAACAUGUAUGCAAGCAUCUACUUCUUAGUUUGCAUCAGUGUGCGGCGAUUUUUAUUCCUCAUGUAUCCCUUUAAGUUCAGCGACAGCAAGCGCAUCUACGAUGUGUACAUUUGCAUUGCUGGAUGGAUUCUAGUCUGCAUUGGCUGUUUGCCUUUCCCCCUUCUACGACUCACUUCUAACCAGACUCACCUUAGCAACAAAUGCUUUGUGGAUCUUCCAGUAAAGGCUGUUGAUGGUACCAUCUCUAUCGCAAUGAUGUCCUUUGGUGAACUGGCUGGAUUUGUAACGCCUUUGUUGAUCAUCCUCUAUUGUUCGUGGAAGACCAUCUUAUCUCUAAAAGAGAAGAAUUCCAUUUCCCAAGACCUUGGAGAGAAACGGAAAGCUCUAAAGAUGAUCCUGACUUGUGCAGUGGUCUUUCUGGUUUGUUUUGCCCCUUACCAUAUCAGCUUCCCUUUGGACUACUUUGUGAAAUCCAACAAGAUCAAAGACUGCUAUGCCCGAAAAGUGAUUUUGAUAUUCCAUGCAGUGGCCUUGUGCUUGGCCAGUUUAAACUCUUGUGUAGACCCCGUCAUUUAUUACUUUACCACGGAUGAGUUCCGAAGGCGGUUUUCAAGGCAAGAUUUACAGGACAGCAGUCAGCUCUGUAACACAUGCUAUGGGAAUACAAGUGCCCCAAAGCAGAGGAGUGCCAUUGGGAGAGUGGCAGAAAAUCCAAAUUACACAUUUUGUAAUGAGUUAACUGGCAGGGACCAAACUGAUCUUGUCAAUCCAUAG
Molecule: messenger RNA, 1732 nt
Organism: Rhineura floridana
Lineage: Eukaryota; Metazoa; Chordata; Lepidosauria; Squamata; Rhineuridae
Gene: GPR174
Product: G protein-coupled receptor 174
Exons: 2
Coding region: 668-1732 (354 amino acids)
Biological process (GO): phospholipase C-activating G protein-coupled receptor signaling pathway; positive regulation of Rho protein signal transduction
Cellular component (GO): membrane
Molecular function (GO): G protein-coupled receptor activity
Source: RefSeq, a predicted model, not a curated record